This is a messenger RNA of Microcebus murinus (gray mouse lemur), 3823 nucleotides long. NCBI's taxonomy places the organism in Eukaryota, Metazoa, Chordata, Mammalia, Primates, Cheirogaleidae. The record is from RefSeq and is a predicted model, not a curated record.
CUUAGCGCGCUGGGCUUGUUGUGGCGCCGCCGCUGCCCAGUCAGGGAGCCGGAGUCCUCCUCAGCUUCCCCGCCGAGGGCGGCGCUUGGCGGCGGACUGCUUCCGAGAAGGCCUACUACAGGUGGGCGGCGUGGCGUCCGCCCCUCACGUUGGAGUCCUCGGCACACCCGAACGGAAGGGGACGUUGGUGACUGCCUGCCCGAGGUCGUGCACCCCUGCCUCAGCCCUCGGAAAUGCUGCGGAAUUGCGAAAGGAGAACGGUGGGGUCCGAGGACGGAGCGUGGCACCCGGCUCACCCCAUCCUUUCCGUCGGGACCACACCCAGACCCUCUUCCCUCAGGAGGAGGCCGAAUUAGCCCUUCCGUGCACGCUCGGCGCGUGAAGUCGCCCCCACAGGCCUCAUCUUUCCGACCCUCGCGUCUUCCUGGAAUGGGCUCCUCGGGUGGGCUCCGCCUCAAGAAGGAGAACUCGAUGUCACCCGUGGACUAACCGUGACCCCUUCCUGCCAUCCCCACGAGCGUCCGGACCCGGACCGACCAGCCUGACAGCUGCGGGACGAGACCUUGAGGCGGGGAAGUCCGGCAGAGCUCAGUGAGCAUUUCAACAGAAAACAUCGAGGCUUCCAGUGGUUUCUUAAUCUGCUGAUGAUUUUCCAUUUGGGUUUCUGCUGAUGUCAUGAACCUUCAUUGUUUCCAGAGCAUCCUGAAGUCAUGUGCCAGCCCCGAGGGCAAUGGAUUCCAGGUCCUGAGAAGACUACUCCUAAACUGUGACAGAAACCUGGAAAUCCCACAGGGACAAAGAAAGAAUUCACAACUGUUGGGUACCUACACAGAAACUAGAGUUUGAGUAUGCAUAAGAGAAGAGGAAGAACAAGCCGGAUCAGAAAACGAAAACUCUUCAGAAGUUCUGAAUCAAGAGGAGUGUCCGAGAGCUAUAAGUAUGAAUUUAUAGAGCUAAAGAAGUGGCUGAAAGAUAGGAAGUUUGAAGAUACAAACUUAACGCCUGCUUGUUUUCCAGGCACAGGAAGAGGGCUGAUGAGCAAAACAUCCCUGCAGGAGGGCCAGAUGAUUAUUUCACUGCCUGAGAGCUGCCUGCUUACCACGGACACGGUGAUUCAAAGCUACUUAGGGGCGUACAUUACUAAGUGGAAGCCUCCUCCGUCUCCUCUGCUGGCUCUGUGCACCUUUUUAGUUUCAGAAAAGCAUGCUGGGGACCAGUCUCCCUGGAAGCCAUACCUGGAUAUUUUACCCAAGGCCUACACCUGCCCUGUUUGUUUGGAACCGGAACUGGUGAAUCUUCUUCCCAAACCUUUAAAAGCAAAGGCUGAAGAACAGAGAGUCCGCCUGCAGGAGUUCUUUGCUUCCGCCAGAGACUUUUUCUCUUCCCUGCAGCCUCUGUUUGCAGAGGCUGUUGACAGCAUCUUCAGCUACAGCGCCCUCCUGUGGGCUUGGUGCACUGUCAACACCAGGGCUGUGUACCUGAGGCCCAGGCGGCAGGAAUGCCUUUCUGCAGAGCCGGACACCUGUGCUCUCGCUCCAUACCUGGAUCUGCUAAAUCACAGCUCAAAUGUCCAGGUAAAAGCAGCAUUUAAUGAGGAAACUCGUUGUUAUGAACUUAGAUCUGCUUCAAGUUGGAGAAAACACGAAGAGGUAUUCAUCUGCUAUGGCCACCAUGAUAACCAUCGAUUGCUCCUGGAAUACGGAUUUGUUUCCGUCCAUAAUCCUCAUGCCUGUGUUUAUGUGUCAAGAGAAAUACUUGUUAAAUAUCUUCCAUCAUCAGAUAAACAGAUGAACAAAAAGAUUUCCAUUUUAAAGGAUCAUGGCUUUAUAGAAAAUUUGACAUUUGGAUGGGAUGGACCAUCUUGGAGGUUACUCACAGCUCUUAAGUUGUUGUGUCUGGAAGCCGGAAAGUUUACAUGCUGGAAAAAAGUACUUCUUGGGGAAGUAAUUUCAGAUACAAAUGAGAAGGCAAGUUUGGACAUAGCACAGAAAAUAUGCUGUUAUUUCAUAGAGGAGACUAAUGCUGUGCUUCAAAAGGUUUCUCAUAUGAAGGAUGAAAAAGUAGCUUUGAUAAACCAACUAACUUUGGUGGAAACAUUGUGGAUGGAAGAGCUAAAGAUUCUCAAGGCGUCUGCUGAGGUCCUGCACAGUUUGCAAACAGCUCUUCCCUGACUUCACCUAAGUGCAUUUGAUCACCUCCUAUGAUACCGAACUUUUAGGAGUGUCUUCACAGGCUACAGUGGUGGCUGCCCCAGGGGCGAAGGGACGUGCAGGGGCCCCACAGGUUCCGGGACUGUGGGGCUGUGAGUGAAGAUGGAUGUGCUGUCCGCGAAUGGCACUGUAAUAAUGCUGUGCGGGAUAAACAGCACUCGGAGAGCACUGAGCUGCAAGGGGAAAGGCAGACUUCGAGGGGACCAGGAGCCCGCCGGCCUCCGUGUGUGGCCUGUCACCGCAGGGCCUGCUUCUUAUCUGGCUCAGCAGCUGUCAAAGUCAAGCAGUUGUGCUUUUAAGAUGCUCUGAUACCAUCGGGUGAGGGGGCACGUUGGCGGUGGGUGGCUUCGGGCGGAGAGUGUGGGGGAGUGCCUGGCGGUCCUGGGUCCCAGCCCGGCUGGCCCCCAGCCGUCAGACCUUCCCCACGUAGACACACUAAGGUGGGUGUUGAGGAGCCUUCCAGGGACGCUUGGGGUUCCCAGGAGGAGGGAUUUUCCCCUGGACACGCUCCUUUCCUCGAGCUCGCCCAGGUCAGGGCUUAUCUCAUUAUUCAUUGAAGGCGGAGAGGCUUAGCCACGAGCUCUUUCAGCUUUGGUCCGGACUCUUUCCUGGGCAGGCCUUUCCGCUGGGGCAGCCAGGCCCUGUCCUGCUCAGCUGUGCCUUGGUGGGCAAGUCUGUUCGAUUCUGGGGUUCAGUAUGGAUCAGCUGACCUCAAGCCAUGGUGAUAUUUUGGUUUCUGUCCUUUUUGUUUUAUUUUUUAUUCUUCUCAGACCCAGAGUAGGGAAAAGGGACCACUUUCCACGGCUCUCAGCAGUCUGUGGCCUCAGGGGACCCUCUGGAUAAGAAAUAGAGGAGGGGAGCCCUAGAGGGCCAGCCAGGACUGGCAGAGCUUGGCCUGCUCCGGUCUGUGCCAUCACAGUUGCCCAGAGUCCUGUUUCCCCUCCUGGGGGUUAAUUGCUCCCCAGAACUCAGAUUCCUUUCUCAUUAUGGAGCUCAUCCACCAAGUAGAUGGGGCCCACUCGCCUCCAAAGGCAGUCUGAGUUUAAGUGAAACAUUUUCAUUAUAUUUGGAGCGUCUUUCCCUGUUUGUGGGUAUAGUUUGUGUUGAUUUCAUUUUUUAAUAGCUGUGGUAUAUUUUAUAAUAUGCCAUAUGGGGUUUGGGCAGACUCUUUCUGUGGAGGGCCAACUAGUAAAUAUUUUAAACUUAAUGGACCAUAUGAUAUUUAUCCCAACUAUUUAUGCCAAAAUGGCCAGAGACUACAUGUAAACAAAUUGCACAGCUGAGUUCUAAUAAAACUUUGUUUACAAAGACAAGUGGUGGGCCAUAGUUUACUGACCCCUGUGCUAUUCCAGCAUUUCUUUUUCUUGUCCGCUGUUAGUGGACCUUUGGGAUCCAAAUAUAUUAAUUCCUUUACACUUUUCAAAACAGAGACCUCCAUGAACAUGAAAAUCUUUGCAUACUGCACGUGGUAUUUGUUGUGCUUUGAUUGUCUAGUGAUUAGAGAAAAUACACAGUGACAAAAAGCAACUACUCAGAAACAUUGACAAGUGAGUAAUAUUUCAUCAGCCCCAGCAGAUCCACAUUUAUUUGAAGAACAGUAGUAUAAGACUGUC